This is a messenger RNA of Manihot esculenta (cassava), 2525 nucleotides long. Its product is annotated as mitogen-activated protein kinase kinase kinase 20-like. The transcript is spliced from 2 exons. NCBI's taxonomy places the organism in Eukaryota, Viridiplantae, Streptophyta, Magnoliopsida, Malpighiales, Euphorbiaceae. The record is from RefSeq and is a predicted model, not a curated record. Bases 10 to 1023 code for a protein of 337 amino acids. Gene Ontology annotation, biological process: protein phosphorylation. Gene Ontology annotation, molecular function: protein kinase activity; ATP binding.
AUCCCAGCAAUGAAGAGAAACUUUGUGGCAGUAGAAGAAGAUACUUUGGAUAAUCAUGGAGUCGCAUGGUGGAGAGGGCCGCUUCUUGGCAAAGGAGGCUCUGGGUCUGUUUAUCUCGCCUAUUUGAAGAAACCCAAAUCAAGAAACGCGUUUUAUCGGCGUGUUAUGGCUGUUAAAUCGGCGGACGUCUCUUCAUCAAGUUUGCUUCAGAAGGAGAAAGAGGCUUUCAACCAUCUUCAUGACUGUCCCUACAUUAUUGAGUGUUAUGGUGAGGAAACUACUGUGAGUAAGAAUGGACAGAUGGUCUACAAUCUGUUGCUGGAGUAUGCUUCUGGAGGAACCCUAGCUAAUCUUAUUAGGAGAUCGGGUGAUUGUGGAUUGCCUGAAUUGGAUGUGAAGAGAUACACAAGGUCUAUACUUAAAGGCAUCGAUUAUAUCCAUAGCCAUGAUUAUGUUCAUCGGGAUUUGAAGCCAGAGAAUGUGUUGCUUGUGCCAAGUGGUAGUGGUGACUUUGUGCCCAAGAUUGCGGAUUUCGGGUUAGCCAAGAAAGUUCAGAAGACAAAGAGGAGAAUGUUUGAUUCAUCUAUUGCGGGGACUAUUUUGUAUAUGGCACCAGAGACUCUAGUUGAUAAUAUUCAGGAAUCUCCCUCUGAUAUUUGGGCUCUCGGAUGCAUAGUUUAUGAGAUGUUUACUGGGAAACCAAUUUGGGGUUUGGACCCUAAUGAGUCAACUGAAGAACUCUGCAAAAGGAUUGUUGAUAGAUUUAAGUUACCUGAAAUUCCAUCUGGGAUCUCAAAGGAUGGAAAGGAUUUCUUAAAAGGAUGCCUAGUGAAGAAUCAUAAGUUCAGAUUCAGCAUUGAGAUGUUACUGAAUCAUCCAUUUGUAUCAGGAAUACUAGAUGACAGAGGUAAUGAACUUUGUGAUUGGAGCUGUACUGAAGAGUGGAGUUCUGUCUCUGAAGAGGGUUCGUGUUGUUGUUGUUGGUCAGAUGUUGCAGAAGGGAGUAAUGGCAGGGAGUUCUGAAGUUCCCCUGAAACCACAGCUUCAAGAGUCUGAGGAAGUAGUGCUCCAAAUCUCUGCUAUCACUGACAAAGGUAUAUUCUCUUGCAUUUGAUUCAACAGCCCAUGUUUCUUCAUUCGCAAAUAUAAGGGAAAUAUGCUACUAUAUAUAUUCACCAUUCCUACUUGUGCAGAUUGGUAUUCAAGUUAAGAAACAGUUUGAUGGACAUCAACUUCAGCACUACACAAUUGGAACUGAAAUGAUUUGGGCAUAUGUCUCUCAAGGAAUUGAAGAUGUGGUUUUCUUGCAAUUGCAAAGAAUAUGGUCUAAAUUGGCCAAUGGAGCUGGAUUGGGCUACACAACUCUGGUAUUCUGCUCAUGACUGACACUGUUAUACAUUUAAUGGUAUAAGAAUUACAAGUGAUAUUCUAUUGGUAUAAGGAGAUCGGGUGGUUGUGGAUUACCUGAAUUGGAUGUGAAGAGAUACACAAGGUCUAUUCUUAAAGGCAUCGAUUAUAUCCAUCGCCAUGAUUAUGUUCAUCGUGAUUUGAAGCCAGAGAAUGUGUUGCUUGUGCCAAGUGGUAGUGGUGACUUUGUGCCCAAGAUUGCGGAUUUCGGGUUAGCCAAGAAAGUUCAGAAGACAAAGAGGAGAAUGUUUGAUUCAUCUAUUGCCGGGACUAUUUUGUAUAUGGCACCAGAGACUCUAGUUGAUAAUAUUCAGGAAUCUGCCUCUGAUAUUUGGGCUCUCGGAUGCAUAGUUUAUGAGAUUUUUACUGGGACAAACCACUUUGGGGUUUGAACCCUAAUGAGUCAACUGAAGAACUCUGCAAAAGGAUUGUUGAUAGAUUUAAAUUACCUGAAAUUCCAUCAGGGAUCUCAAAGGAUGGAAAGGAUUUCUUGAAAGGAUUUCUUGAAAGGAUGCCUAGUGAAGAAUCAUAAGUUCAGAUUCAGCAUUGAGAUGUUACUGAAUCAUCCAUUUGUAUCAGGACUACUAGAUGACAGAGGUAAUGAACUUUGUGAUUGAAGCUGUACUGAAGAGUGGAGUUCUGUCUCUGAAGAGGGUUCGUGUUGUUGUUGUUGGUCAGAUGUUGCAGAAGGGAGUAAUGGCAGGGAGUUCUGAAGUUCCCCUGAAACCACAGCUUCAAGAGUCUGAGGAAGUAGUGCUCCAAAUCUCUGCUAUCACUGACAAAGAUUGGUAUUCAAGUUAAGAACCAGUUUGAUGGACAUCAACUUCACCACUACACAAUUGGAACUGAAAAGAUUUGGGCAUGUCUCUCAAGGAAUUGAAGCUUCAAAGACUAUGGUCCAAUGGAGCUGGAUUGGGUGCAAUUCUGGUAUUGUGCUUAUGACUGACACUGUUAUAUAUAUAAUGGUAUGAGAAUUACAAGAGAUAUUCUAUUGUUUCCCAAGAGAAUUAGGUGCUUGUAUUGAUGUUUUACAAAUCUUGGAUUUCAUUAAAUGGAGCUUGCUUGUGUGAUGAAGAUGAUGUGUGUACUUGCAGGUUUCCAAUCCAAAAUGAGCCUAU